GUGCGCCUGGCCAUGGAGCGCGAACGUCUCAUUGACGCCAUCAAGGAGGAAGAGGAUGCUUCCACGGCUGCUGAGGAGGAGCCCGAAGCAGAUCUGCGGCAAAGCCGGCAGUCUGCCCUGCAGGAAGGCAUCGAUGCGGUGACAGCCAUUGAUGAGCCGCAGAAGAUGGACUCGGGGGGAAGCAACGCCUUGAACAAAUUGCGCAUCGGCUGCAUUCGCUGCGCCGGAGAGGAGGAGGUUUUCGUGCAAGAGGUGGAGCAUGCGCCCAAUGUCUUCAACUUCCUGUUCAGCUUGGCGAAGCAAAAACCUGAAACGAUUCAGGGCGUGGCUGAGGUGGCAUGCGUGGAAUUGGUAGGGUUUCAGGGUUUGAACCCAUAG
Messenger RNA from Cladocopium goreaui, 378 nucleotides. Lineage: Eukaryota; Dinophyceae; Suessiales; Symbiodiniaceae. The record is from the annotation of a GenBank genome assembly.